GUAAAUAGCUUGUCGCUCCCGCUCGAUCUCCAAGCGAAGCGCAGUGCCCCCAAGUUUGUGCACCGCCCCUGCGGCCGACGUUGAAUGGGGGUGCAGCAGCGUGGGGGUCGUCGGAAAGAUGAGCGCUGCAGCCGAGGGGGUUUCGGCAGCGGUCGCGACCGCCGACUCCAAGUCCCCUUGGACAACGUGAACGUGUUCAAAAAACCAUUCGCGAUGACAGCUCAUGUGCAGAAACGCAUGGUGGGGACUCAACGACCCUGGGAUGGCCUCGCCGAAUUGCUCGUGAUACAAGUGACUCCACAGGGAUUCGUCGAGGAGAAGCGCGUAAGCGGGGGCGUGGGAUGCCAGGACAGUGGACAAGCAAUCCAAGGAGCUUCCUCCGAGGAAGGUAAACAGCUGAGACCCCACAUUCUCAAGGCAGUCAACAAGCGAAGGCGCCAUGAAAAUGAAUCAACUUUCUGAGUGAUGGCACAGAAUACGUCUCGUCUCUGGGACUUGCGAAUGCUGGUAGAACGACUUUCAUUAGUUUAUCACGACGGCUACUCCGGAUAAAAUGUUCUCA
Messenger RNA from Aphanomyces astaci, 562 nucleotides. RefSeq lists its product as hypothetical. The transcript has a single exon. Lineage: Eukaryota; Oomycota; Saprolegniomycetes; Saprolegniales; Verrucalvaceae. The record is from RefSeq and is a predicted model, not a curated record. The coding region runs from base 85 to 462 and encodes 125 amino acids.